This is a messenger RNA of Mirounga angustirostris (Northern elephant seal), 5842 nucleotides long. RefSeq names its product coiled-coil domain containing 171 (gene CCDC171). The record is from RefSeq and is a predicted model, not a curated record. Lineage: Eukaryota; Metazoa; Chordata; Mammalia; Carnivora; Phocidae. The coding region runs from base 374 to 4363 and encodes 1329 amino acids. The transcript has 26 exons.
CCUGCGAAAGUCUGUGAAGGUCUGUGUGCGCAGCCUAGUCUCCGGAAGUGGCAGUUGUAAACCGCGUCUCCCCAGGGCUUUUCCCCUCCUGUCCCCCUUUGCUCUUCGUUCCCCCUUCCCCGGGUCCUAGAGUCCGUCGGGUUCCAACAGUUUUUGCUCUGACCCCGGCGAUCUGCCCAGGCCUCUUUCUACCAUUGAGAUUUGGAGCUGCCCCUGGGGUCUUGGGUGUGCGGUCUGGACCACGGGAGUCCCCUGAGGCUUCAGCCCAUCUAACCUGUAAGCCACAGACAUCUGGGACACGUGUAAUCCUCAAUAACGAAGUACACCAUUCAGAAACAGUGGGCUGUUUUCAAAGAGGUGGAAGGGAUUUACCAUGAGUUUAAACACUUCAAGUAAUGCCCCUGGUGACACCCAAAGGUUGAAGAAUGCCUCAUCUGAUGAAAAACAAAUGUUUAAAAGUGAAACAGACUUGGACAUUACUGCUGAUCUCAGAAAGAAACUCCAUCGGGCUAAGAAAGAAAAAUUAGAAAUAACAACUAAGCACAAUGCAGAGCUGGCAAGCUACGAGAGCCAGAUUGCCAAGCUGCGAUCUGAGGUUGAAAAAGGAGAGGCAUUGCGACAAAGUCUGGAAUAUGACCUGGCCGUUGCUAGAAAGGAAGUUGGUCUCGGGAGACGGGCUGCUGAAGAAAGAUUAGCUGAGGCACAUAGGAUCCAAGAAAAACUCUGUGCUCAGAAUGCAGAACUUCAAGGAAAGGCUAAUGAGAUCGAGAAGGCAUUCCAGACUUCCCAGCUGAAGUGGAAAGAAGAAUGCAGAAAAUUUGAACAUGAUUUGGAGGAAAGAGACAAUAUAAUUCAAAAUUGCAACCGAGAAUAUGAUUUACUUAUGAAAGAAAAAAGCAGACUAGAGAAAACUGUACAGGAAGCGUUGGAAAAACAGCAGGAGAAGAAUGAGAUGGAGUCUCAUAUCAGGGAGACAGCACUGGAGGAGUUUAGAUUACAAGCAGAACAAUGGGAAGCAGAAAGAAGAGAGUUACAGUUUAUAGUACAGGAGCAAGAUAAUGCUGUACAAAAUAUGCACAAGAAGGUAGAAAAAUUAGAAACUGAGCACAUGGACUGCUCUGAUCUUCUACGGCGACAAACAAGUGAACUUGAAUUUAGCACUCAACGAGAAGAACGUCUUAGAAAAGAAUUUGAGGCAACUACUCUAAGAGUGAGGAAAUUAGAAGAAAAUAUUGAAGCAGAGAGAACCGCACAUUUGGAAUCAAAAUUUAAUUCUGAAAUUAUUCAGUUACGGAUUCGAGACCUUGAAGGUGCUUUGCAGGUAGAAAAGGCCAGCCAAGCAGAAGCUGUUGCAGAUUUGGAAAUGAUCAAGAAUGAAUUCAAAGAAGUUGAAAGUGCAUAUGAGCGAGAAAAGCAUAACGCACAAGAGAGCUUUGCAAAACUGAGUUUAUUAGAAAGAGAGUAUGUCUCCAAAAACAAGAAACUAAAUGAAGAGAUCGAGGAACAGAAGAAAGUAAUUAUAGACCUUUCAAAGAGACUCCAGUAUAAUGAAAAAAGUUGCAGUGAAUUACAGGAAGAACUUGUAAUGGCUAAGAAGCACCAGGCCUUUCUAGUAGAGACAUGUGAAAAUAACGUGAAAGAAUUGGAAUCGAUCUUGGACAGCUUUACUGUGUCGGGCCAGUGGACAUCAGGCAUCCACAAGGACAAAGAUAAACCUCCCAGCUUCUCUGUUGUCCUUGAGACUUUGAGGCGUACCUUGACAGAUUACCAGAACAAGCUGGAAGAUGCAUCUAAUGAGCUAAACAGCAUGAAUGAUGCCAAGGAAAAGGCAUCGAGUGAACUUGAUUCUACCAAACAGAAGAUAGAAUCUCACACUAAAAAUAUAAAGGACCUUCAGGAAAAACUGGCUGAUGUCAGUAGAGAGUUAAGUCAUUUACGCACUAAAUGUGCAGACAGAGAGGCUCUCAUAAGCACGUUGAAAGUGGAACUACAGAAUGUGCUGCACUGUUGGGAGAAAGAAAAGGCUCGAGCAGCGCAAUCGGAGAGUGAACUGCAGAAGCUUGCCCAGGCUUUCCAGAAGGAUACCGAGGAGAAGCUAACCUUUCUUCAUACCUUGUAUCAGCACUUGAUAGCAGGCUGUGUGCUCAUGAAACAACCAGAAGGCAUGCUGGAUAAAUUCUCUUGGACCGAGCUUUGUGCAGUCUUGCAGGAGAAUGUUGAUGCCCUGAUCGCAGACCUCACCAGGGCUAAUGAGAAGAUAGGUCACCUGGAGUAUAUCUGUAAAAACAAGUCUGAUACGAUGAGAGAACUUCAGCAGACCCAGGAAGACACCUUUAACAAAGUGGCCGAGCAGAUCAAAGCCCAGGAGAGCUGCUGGCACAAACAAAAGAAGGAACUGGAGCUGCAGUACUCUGAGCUCCUCUUGGAGGUGCAGAGGAGGGCACAGAAAUUUCAAGAAAUUGCUGAAAAAAAUAUGGAAAAAUUGAAUCGUAUUGAGAGGUCACAUGAACAGUUGGUUCUUGAAAAUUCACGCUUCAAACACAUGUUAUCACAGACUCAAAGGGAACAAACAUCGUUGCUGGCAGCCUGUGCAUUGAUGGCUGGUGCCUUAUGUCCUCUCUACAGCCGAUCGUGUGCCUUAUCUACACAGAGAGAUUUUCUCCAGGAGCAGGUCAACACCUUUGAGUUGUUCAAACUGGAAGUUAGGACUCUAGCCCAGGCUUUGUCAAGUGUAGAUGAAAAGAAGCAAGAGGAAGCCAAGAUGAAGAAAAAACCAUUCAAAGGAUUGAUACGUGUGUUCCGGAAAGGUGUUAUUGCAAUUUUGGCAGCAAAUAGGCUCAAGAUUUUGGGCCAAUCAUGUGCCUCUCUUUUUACCUGGAUGGAAAGUUUCAAAGAAGGUAUAGGCAUGUUAGUGUGUACAGGAGAGCCCAAAGACAAGCAUAAAUUUCCAAAGCAUCAGAAGGAGCAGUUACGUUGUUUGCAAGCGCUCAGUUGGCUUACCAGUUCUGACCUCCUAGCUGCAAUAAUCACCUCUAUGGCUGAGUUACAGGAAGUCAUUAGUAAAACAGAUCCAAAUUCCAGAAUUUGUGGACAUUUACUCAUAGGUGCAGCCAAGAAUUCUUUUGCAAAACUCAUGGAUAAAGUUAGUCUGGCCAUGGAGAGUAUACCUUUGCAUAGUAGCAGGAGUAUUACAUACAUAGAAAAAGAUUCUCUGGUUCAGAGGUUGGCUCGUGGACUUCAUAAAGUAAAUACGCUGGCCCUGAAGUAUGGUCUACAUGGCCAUGUGCCCAUUUUGAAAAGCACAGCAUCGUUACAGAAGCAAAUAUUUGGAUUUACACAAAGACUGCACGCAGCAGAAGUGGAACGCCGCUCACUGCGCUUGGAGGUCACAGAAUUCAAACGAAAUGUGAAUGAAAUGAAAAAGGAACUUGACAAAGCCCAGGGUCUCCAAAUGCAAUUAAAUGAAUUUAAGCAGUCUAAACUGAUCACCCACGAGAAGUUUGAAAGUGCAUGUGAAGAACUGAAUAAUGCAUUACUUCGGGAACAACAGGCUCAGAUGCUGCUGAACGAGCAGGCACAGCAAUUGCAGGAGUUGAAUUAUAGACUUGAACUGCAUUCCAGUGAGGAAGCUGACAAAAACCAAACUCUAGGAGAAGCUGUUAAGAGUCUCUCCGAGGCAAAGAUGGAGCUGAGAAGAAAAGAUCAAUCUCUGCGUCAGCUCAAUAGACAUCUCACCCAGCUGGAGCAGGACAAGCGUCGGCUGGAGGAGAACAUCCACGAUGCAGAGAGUGCCCUCCGCAUGGCAGCCAAAGACAAAGAAUGUGUUGCUAAUCAUAUGAGAACAGUAGAAAAUAUGCUUCAUAAGGUCAGAGAUCAGAUCUCGCUGUCACGGACUGCGGCAAGUAGGAAUGACUUCACCCUGCAGCUACCCAAACUGCACCUGGAGACCUUUGCAAUGGAGGGGCUCAAGGGUGGGCCAGAGGUGGCAGCGUGCCAGGCUAUGAUUAAAAGUUUCAUGGAUGUCUACCAGCUUGCAAGUGCUAGAAUUGCUGCAUUAGAGAAGGAAAUGACAUCUCACCGAAGUCACAUUGCAACGUUGAAAUCAGAACUUCACACGGCUUGUUUACGUGAAAAUGAAAGUUUACAAUCAGUAGGAUCCCGAGACCAUUCAAAUCUCUCCAUUCCUUCAAGAGCUGCUCUUCCCGCAGAAGCAGUUGGUGUGGGGGAUUUCUUGCCAUUGCAAGCUGAACUGGAUACAACUUACACUUUCUUAAAGGAGACACUGAUAAAUCCGCUGAUGUCAUCUCACUCCUCUCCAGCGACUAUGUCUGCUAAUGCCAAACGACCAACUCAGAUUGGAUAAUGACUUUAUGAAAUAAAAACAAAAAAGGCAGGAAGAGUUAACAGUACAAUUAAAAUUGUUUUGAAGGGGGUUUUCUUAUCAGUUGAAUUUUGUUUCAGCACAAACGGCAGUGGGUUUUUAAAAAUCGUGUGGCAUGUUGACGUGUGCAGGUACGUAUGUCUCCUUGAAUAAUGAAAUAACCAACUUUUUUUCCUUCUAAGUUUUAUUUAUGAUCACAGUUGCUCAUUUUUAUGUAACAUAUUUUUAAAUGUUAAAGAAUGACACAUUUUGGGUAAUUUCCUUCAGACUUAAAAAAAUCAAUAAGCCAUUUUAGUCUCUAUCUAUCAAAGUUGUUUCAUACUUGUCUAUUUUAAAGCAGGACCGCAAUACUUUAAUAGGAUUGAAAGAGCUAUUUGAAAUGUAUGCCAAUGAUUCCUGUCAUUUCAUGGCAGCCCUGCCAUGGUUCACUGAGCCCCCUCUUCUCUCUUGUCAGCUCGGCUGAAGACAAGCAUUUAGUUGCAAACUUUAAGCAGGUUGUGCAAAACAGAAAUGAUGUGACUGCUUCCCCUCCUGCACAAUAAUGUCACUCCUGGUCAAUGUGAGAAGGUCAGGUUGCUCCUUGUAAAGCUACAUGAUACCACUUGCCCAUUUGAACAAGUUAACUGCUGAAUCUGGUCCCUGCAGGCAUUGAAAACUCAUCCUUUUAUCAAGUCUGCAUUUGAUGAGAAAGUGGAGCGAUCGUGCCGGCAGGAUUUCUGUGGUAUGGUUAGGCACUUCAUAAGGACGGUGCCCACACGAGGAGAGCAGGUGAUACGAAAUAGUAUGAGCUGAAAAACUUCAAGGUAAUGGCUGUUUUGACCUUCAAAAGAGACUCCUUUUUUGUUUUGGUUGUUGGUAGGACCCAAGAGUGACGCCCAUCUUUGAUGCUGACAGAAUUUAAAACAAGGCCAUUGCCCUGCAUUUUCUGCCUUGUAGCACACAGAAGUAAAAUUGUAUGUCAGGCCGAGGUGUCGGGGAGCUGACAAGAUGCCCCAGUGACAUUUCAGCUAGAAAGAGCAAGUGUCUUGCAACCAAGUGGUCAAAUAUCAAAUAAUAGGUCAAGCAGGAAGGAGCUGAGUUCUAACCACAAAGAGGGUUCUGGUAACUUACUUGACAAGCUUUUGGGCGCUUUGUGGCUUGACAAAGUGAUGUUCUGUUGGGUAUCGCUAGACAGACUGUUCUUUAUCGCCUUCAGAAGAUCAGACAUUGACAUUGAUUAAACUCUUUAACCCUUAAAGGUUAAAUCCUUGCAGUUUGCAUCAUGGUAAGUGAAGAACAAAGAAAUAUCUGUAAUAUGUAUUUGUUUUUGUAUUAAUCUUUUAACUCCCCCAGUGCUAUUAACUUCUGAUGUGAACUGUACUUUCUGGCAGAGUUUUGAUACAAAAUCCAUAUUUUAUAUUAUUUUUCACGAUGGAGCUUUUCAUUAUGGAUACAUUUAGAAAAUAAAAUAGAAAUUCCCUA